GCGGUGGGUAUCAAAAAAUGCGGCUGCUAUUUUUUUUACUCUGCAGCACCGUAGCUUUUAACUGCUGCAAAGCUGUUAACAGCGAGAAAACCGACAAAGAAUAUUUCUUAUUGGAAGCGCAGAAAUUUUUACUCGAAAUCGUGUGGCAUGUACAGGAGCCAGUGGCGCUGGCCGAGUGCCAGGACGUUGCAUUUGUCAAUGAUGAGACACAAUAUAAGAAAUUCGACAGUGACAUGCAACGCUUCGUAAAGGAUGUGCAACAACAACGCUUACUAUCACGAAAUGACUUCUUUAGCGCGAUUGUGCACACACAUCACCAGCAAGCUUUGGGCUUAUACAAAUUACUGGCAUAUACCAAAGACUGGACCUUAUUUAAGCGGAAUGUGUGCUGGGCACGCACACACGUCAAUCCUGGCAUGUUCGUUCACGCACUCGACUUAACGAUUAGACAUCGUAAAGACUGUGAAAUCUUUGCGUUGCCACCGAUCUAUGAAAUAUUUCCACAACACUUCUUCAACAGUGAAGUGAUACAGAGAGCAAUGACGGUCAGCAAAACGAAAUUGGAAAUGGCACAAAAGCAAAUGAAUACGGUUAACGUGGUGGAAGCUAAUGGGCUUAAGCGANAUUUCUUAUUGGAAGCGCAGAAAUUUUUACUCGAAAUCGUGUGGCAUGUACAGGAGCCAGUGGCGCUGGCCGAGUGCCAGGACGUUGCAUUUGUCAAUGAUGAGACACAAUAUAAGAAAUUCGACAGUGACAUGCAACGCUUCGUAAAGGAUGUGCAACAACAACGCUUACUAUCACGAAAUGACUUCUUUAGCGCGAUUGUGCACACACAUCACCAGCAAGCUUUGGGCUUAUACAAAUUACUGGCAUAUACCAAAGACUGGACCUUAUUUAAGCGGAAUGUGUGCUGGGCGCGCACAAACGUUAAUCCUGGGAUGUUCGUUUACGCACUCGACUUGACGAUUAGACAUCGUAAAGACUGUGAAAUCUUUGCGUUGCCACCGAUCUAUGAAAUAUUGCCACAACACUUCUUCAACAGUGAAGUGAUACACAGAGCAAUGACUGUCAGCAAAACGAAAUUGGAAAUGGCACAAAAGCAAAUGAAUACGGUUAACGGUAGUAUAGGCGAAAGAAGCUUGCACGAUUGGCAACCCUGGCA
This is a messenger RNA of Bactrocera oleae (olive fruit fly), 1162 nucleotides long. Lineage: Eukaryota; Metazoa; Arthropoda; Insecta; Diptera; Tephritidae. The record is from RefSeq and is a predicted model, not a curated record.